Lineus longissimus is the source of this 1230-nucleotide messenger RNA. RefSeq lists its product as uncharacterized. NCBI's taxonomy places the organism in Eukaryota, Metazoa, Nemertea, Pilidiophora, Heteronemertea, Lineidae. The transcript has 3 exons. The record is from RefSeq and is a predicted model, not a curated record. The coding region runs from base 1 to 1230 and encodes 409 amino acids.
AUGAGAGCUGUCACAUUAGUCUGCAUCGUUCUCGUACUGGGUGUUGGAAACACCAAGGCUGAUUUCUUCGAUGACCUCUUCGCCCAGGUCCUGAAGCCAACUGCUGAACAGAUUGUUCAGGCCGGCCAGAAUGCCCUUCUCCAACUCCUCGAACAAGGCGUUCUCUCAAAUCUCGGAAAGCGCGGCGUUGACUUCGACCCCGUCAAGCUCCAGGCCUUCCUCGACAAGGCCAGGGAGGUCCUCGGUGAAAAGUUCGAGCCCCUGAAGGAGACCAUCCUUGAGGGAUACAAGGAGCUCAUCGAAUUCGCCCAGAACGUCAACUCUCUCUCCUGGGUGAACAAGGGGAUGACCAAGCGUGACCUCCACAAUGCUCUCGAUGUGAUCGUCAAGACACACCAGAGCAAACUCCGCGAUGUCUGGACAGAUCUUUUGGGAAACCUCGGAAACAUGGGAAUCGGCCUCCUCGGACAGACUGUCGCCACUGGUCUUGGUGAACUCCAGAACCUCCUCAACCAGGGAGUUGGGGAUCUCGCCGGAAAGAAGCGUGAUGUCUGGACUGACCUCCUGGCCAACCUCGGAAACUCUGGAAUCGGCCUUCUCGGACAGACUGUUGCCACUGGUCUUGGUGAACUCCAGAACCUCCUAAACCAGAAUGUUGGAAAGCGUGAACUCGAACUCCGUGAUGCAUGGACCGAUCUCCUCGGAAACCUCGGAAACAUGGGAAUCGGCCUCCUCGGACAAACUGUCGCCACUGGUCUCGGUGAACUCCAGAACCUCCUCAACCAGGGUGUUGGAGACCUCGCUGGAAAGCGUGAAGUCCGUGAUGCUUGGACCGACCUUCUCGGCAACCUUGGAAACAUGGGAAUCGGCCUCCUCGGACAGACUGUAGCCACUGGUCUCGGCGAACUCCAGAACCUCCUCAACCAGGGUGUUGGAGACCUCGCUGGAAAGCGUGAAGUCCGUGAUGUCUGGACUGACCUUCUCGCUAACCUCGGAAACAUGGGAAUCGGCCUCCUCGGACAAACCGUCCAGACUGGUCUCGGUGAACUCCAGAACCUCCUCAAUCAGGGAGUUGGAGACCUCGCUGGAAAACGUGCGGAGGACAUCAGUAUGUAUUUAAUCAUAAGUUUCCAAAAUACCUUCACGAAUAUUGACGGAAUUCUAUUUGACACCACACCAAAGAAAAACUGUAGACUUUGCGCGAACAUCUUUGAUUCAGAAUUUAUUUAA